AUGUCUUCCGCGGUCUUGUCGGAUACGGAUGCCAGCAUGCUUGAAAGAAAGCAACGCUGCGAGAUGUGUCUUUUCCAUCUUGCAGGGCGACUUUUUCAGCUAAAUGUCUCGUUGGACCUCCUUCAGAUCUGUCCUCCUGGAAAGCUCUGGACCAAUCUUCCCCAAUACUCCUGGCAGCCGGAUAUUUCUCAUUGGGAUGAAGCACGCGUCGCUCGCGAAUGGCGCUUUCGCCAAUAUCCUCCGCACGAGUUCCUGGGGUUCGAGUCUCUGAGACUGGCGCUAGACAUUGUUGGAGGAAUGUUCUCGCCCUGGAGAAUGUCCCGUGGUUGGCAGGUCAUGAAGUGGAGGGCCAAAAAGUGA
Messenger RNA from Aspergillus saccharolyticus JOP 1030-1, 360 nucleotides. RefSeq lists its product as uncharacterized. The transcript has a single exon. The coding region runs from base 1 to 360 and encodes 119 amino acids. NCBI's taxonomy places the organism in Eukaryota, Fungi, Ascomycota, Eurotiomycetes, Eurotiales, Aspergillaceae. The record is from RefSeq and is a predicted model, not a curated record.